This is a messenger RNA of Rhagoletis zephyria (snowberry fruit fly), 645 nucleotides long. The record is from RefSeq and is a predicted model, not a curated record. Lineage: Eukaryota; Metazoa; Arthropoda; Insecta; Diptera; Tephritidae.
AUGACAAGUUCCGGGAGGAUAGUGCGACGACCAGCGAUUUUAGCAUCGAGCGAUGAUGAAGAAGAAGAAGAUGAUGAUGAUGGUGACCGCGAAAAAGCUGCUCGCAUCAACUCCGAUGAUGAGGAUGAAGAGGAAGGCACGGCCAAGGACAACGAGGAGGAGGAGGAGGAUGAUGAGGAGGAAGAGGACCCCGAUGAUGAGGACCCCGAUGAUGAGGACCACGAUGAUGAGGAAGAAGAGGAGGAGUUUACUACUAAGCAAAGAGUGAAGGAAAUGUACAGUAAGCAAGAAAAGAGCCCUAGAGCCAUCGCNGGGAGGAUAGUGCGACGACCAGCGAUUUUAGCAUCGAGCGAUGAUGAAGAGGAAGAGGAGGAGGAAGACGAUGGUGACCGCGAAAAAGCUGCUCGCAUCAACUCAGAUGAGGAGGAGGCGGAAGGCACCGCCAAAGACGACGAGGAGGACGACGAUGACGAGGAAGAGGAGGAAGAGGACCACGAGGACGAGGAAGAGGAGGGCGACGAAGAGGAAGAGGAGGAGGCUCGAGAUUCAGCCGUCGCCUGCGACUCUGACGCGACCAUCGAGGAGGACGGCGGCGGAACAGAUAAGGAGAACGCGGCCGCCGAUGGCCGUCGACGAUCACGACGA